Messenger RNA from Meriones unguiculatus (Mongolian gerbil), 1260 nucleotides. Its product is annotated as tripartite motif-containing protein 43B-like. Bases 1 to 1260 code for a protein of 419 amino acids. The record is from RefSeq and is a predicted model, not a curated record. The transcript is spliced from 5 exons. Gene Ontology annotation, molecular function: protein binding; zinc ion binding. NCBI's taxonomy places the organism in Eukaryota, Metazoa, Chordata, Mammalia, Rodentia, Muridae.
AUGGAGUCAGGCAUCUCACAGGCUUUCCAGGAAGAGCUCACUUGCUCCAUAUGCUUGGGCUGCCUUUCAGACCCAAUCACCAUAAGCUGUGGACACAGCUUCUGUCGGGCCUGCCUCUGCCUUUUCUGGGAAGACCUGCAAGUUCCUGUCCACUGUCCCCCGUGUAGGCAUCCAUCCCAGCAGAAGGACUUCAGAACCAACGUUGUUCUGAAGAAGCUGGUGUCCAUUGCCAGACAGGACAGCCUCAUGAAGUACCUGAACUCUGAGGAGCACAAGUGUGUGACCCACAAGGAGGCAAAGAGGAUCUUCUGUGAGGAGAACAGGAUCCUCCUCUGUCAAUGGUGCUCUGACUCUCAAGAGCACAAGGGUCACAGACACUGUCCCAUUGAAGCAGCUGCUGAGAGGCAAAUGGACUACGUGUCUCUUCAGAAAGAAAUGAUCAGGUUAGAGUAUAGGAAACUACAGCCAGUCCUCUAUGAAGAAGAAAAGCAGCAUAUAGAGUGUAUGAGAAAUGAAGCCCAAUGUAUUUUAGAACAACUCAGGAAAAGUAAAGCUCUGAUGGUCCAAAAGAGGAACCAACUGAAAGAAAUGUAUCGGGAGCUGAUGACAAUGUCUCAGCAGUCAUAUAUGGUACUGCUCCAGGAUUUAGAAGACAUCUUCAAAAGAAGUGAGUCAGUGCAGCUGUGCAUGUCCCAGGUGAUGAAACCAGAGCUCAGUGUCCUGCCCAUCACUGGACUGAUUGAGAGGUGCAAGUGCUUCCUAGUGAACAUAUUCUUUGGAAAUGCAAUCUUACUCCAUAACAAGAUGAACCUAUUUGAUGUCAUGAAAAGAUUCACCUUUAGCUCUCACCAUCAGGAGACAUCUGUAGGAUCAGCUGGACACUAUUUUGCUUCCUGUGGAUCACAGAGCUUCUUCUCUAGGAAAUAUUACUGGGAGAUGGAUUUAAUGGACUCUCCUGACUGGGCUGUAGGAGUCUGUGAGGAUGAGUAUUUAACAAAUAGAAGGCAGCAGACUGAACCUGAGGGUGUGUUUCUCCAUGUGUGUGUGAAACAGGGCAAUCAGUACAGUCUCCUCACCACCUGCCCAGUAGUUCACCACUAUAUAGAGAAGCCAGUGGGCCGGGUUGGUGUGCUCCUUGAUUGUGAGGGUGGAUGUGUGAGUUUCCUGGAUGUAGCCAAGAGUUCCCUCAUGUUCAGUUACCCUCUGGGUGCCUUCAAUUACCCUGUCAGGCCUUUCUUCUCCUUUGGUGGCACAUUUUGA